Cataglyphis hispanica is the source of this 786-nucleotide messenger RNA. It is a transcript of the gene Chchd2, whose product is annotated as coiled-coil-helix-coiled-coil-helix domain-containing protein 2. Gene Ontology annotation, biological process: mitochondrion organization. NCBI's taxonomy places the organism in Eukaryota, Metazoa, Arthropoda, Insecta, Hymenoptera, Formicidae. The record is from RefSeq and is a predicted model, not a curated record. Bases 139 to 573 code for a protein of 144 amino acids. The transcript is spliced from 3 exons. Gene Ontology annotation, cellular component: nucleus; mitochondrion.
AUUACGCAGCAUCUAGCGUAGUUUGUCAAACGUGGUCGAGCGAUCAGGUUCAAAGUUCAGGUUUCAAGGUGCACAUUGCGAGAAUAUCUUUCUUCUUUUCGCUGAUCGAUCUAAUAAGAAAUAAACAAAAGAAAAAAAAUGCCACGACGUGGACGUGCCGCCGCACCUCCUUCAAGAACUGUCAGGCCGGCCGCGGCUGCACCAGCACCUGCACCAUCCCGACUUCCAGCUCAGGCUCCACCAACGGCACCCAUGGUGGCCCAGCCACAGCAGCCGUCCCUCAUGGGCCAAAUGGCCGCCACCGCUGGCGGUGUAGCCAUCGGCUCUGCCGUGGGACACACCAUCGGUCACGCCAUGACUGGACUUUUCAGCGGAGGAUCCAGCGAGACUGCCGCUGCUCCUGCUGCAGCGCCAGCUACGGUCCAGGCCGCUCCGGCACCGGCCACCGGAGCUGCUUGCUCAUGGGAGAUUAAACAGUUUCUGGAAUGCGCUCAGAAUCAAUCCGAUCUGAGUCUGUGUGAAGGAUUCAAUGAGGCACUGCGCCAAUGCAAAAAUGCCAAUAAUAUUAUCUAAAUUGACAUAGAAAAUGAAGAAUUUAGAAAUUGAAGUACAUGGUCUAAUCCUAUAGAUUAUACAGCGAAAAAUUCUGUUUAUUUUUAUCCUUAUAUGCAUCAAUAUUGUUAAUGUAAUAUAAAACAGUCCAGAAUUCUAUAUAUAUAUAUUCUAUUCUAUAUAUAUUUUAGUAUACAAAUUUUAGAACAAUAAAUUAUGUUUAUUUAAAUUUUA